Molecule: messenger RNA, 3612 nt
Organism: Leishmania mexicana MHOM/GT/2001/U1103
Lineage: Eukaryota; Euglenozoa; Kinetoplastea; Trypanosomatida; Trypanosomatidae
Exons: 1
Coding region: 1-3612 (1203 amino acids)
Source: RefSeq, a predicted model, not a curated record
AUGAACUUUUCCUUUCCGCACUUCACGCGUGCCAGCACGGACAAGGUGUACCCCGAGCCACCGCAGAAGUCCCUGCUCGAGUUGGUGAUCGAGGCCAAGGGCCGACUGGGCCUCGUGCCCCAGCGUCAUGCGCUGAAGCAGCACCCAUCUUCGUCCCCCUUCAGCCGCUUCUCGGACAGCGACGAGGAAGGUGAGGGUGUCGAUAGCAGCGCGACGGAGGCGGAGGCGCGGCAGGAUGCUGUGCUCACGACGCGCACAUCCUGGGUGCCGCCGGCGUAUCUGCUCGACUAUUUCUUUUCGGGCGAGUUUCUGGCCGUGUUCUUGACGUUGCACAGCAUCAGCGCCUCACGUCCGGUGUCGGCAUUGGUGCCACCACUGCUGACGGUGCGUGAUGCGCAGCUGCACCCCCUCGUCGAAGCCGGUCUCUGCGCCUUCUUGCAAGAUGCGGCACACAGCAGCUUUCGUCAGCAGCGUAGCGGCGGUGGUGGUGGAUGGCGGGACGGUGCACGGGGAGGACGAGGGGGUCGCGAUGGCGGUGAGAGGAGCUACACGGAGAGCAACGCCGCUGCCGCCAGCGCCGACGGCUCUUUCAUGCGCUACUGGGGAGGCGCACAGCAGCACCAGCUGCAAGGCGGCGUUCUUGGUGCUGGCAAGGGCAACGACAACGGAGCGGCAGAGCCAAGCGCACCGGGUGCGGCACACCCAUCUUGCGUCGAUGCGCAGCGCAGGGUGGACGAGCCCGCGGCGACUCCGCUGGGAGAGCGCCUUCUUUUUCGGGGACUGCAGCAGGUCGCGCUCCCGGCACUACUCCUUGGCGACCAUGUGCUGCUGAGCGGCCCGCGUGGUAUCGGCAAGCGCACGGCGGCGCUGCUCGCUGCUGGCGCAAACGUUCUGGCGCUCACCAGCAACGCCGACUCCGGCGCCGCUGAGGAGACGGACGUCCCUCUAGCGCCCGUGGAGGGUGAAGGGGAGGCAGCUGCUGAUAAACCACCGGCUGCGGCUGAGGGGUCCGCGUCCACUUUUCCCACCGAGGCACAGGUGAAGCCAGAGGAGGCAAUGGAGGACAACAGGGAUGCGGCAGAUGCUCGCCCAGAUUCGGCAGAGCCCGCUGCCGCCUCCGAUCCUGCGUCGGCACCGGCUCCUCGUGCACUCAUUAUCCUCUCGUCCUACCCAGAGGUGCUCUCCGCGGCGCACUGGCUGGGGUCUGUCUUCGGACCCGCAGCAUUCGCCCCAUACACGUUUCAGAAGGAUGGCGUCGCGCUCCGUCCACUGCUGGAGGCGCAUACGGCUGAGCAGCAGCCGGCGGUGCUGGAUGGCGGCAAUGGCGCCUACUCGAGCGAUGCUCUCGGCCACGUUGGUGUGACGCCCACCUUCCCCGAGGUCACCAGCGGUCGGCGCUUCAUCGGGCCGCCGUUGUCGCUCCCCUUCAUCACUGACACGACUGGUGCCGCCGGUGCUGCGGCGCUGCUACCAGCUGAUCCCACGCAGACUGAGUCUGCUCCGCUCCAUGCAGAGGCAACGGUGCCGGGCCUUUCGGAGCUGGCGGCCCUCGUGAUGAAUGCGCCUCUGCCUGCAGAGGCCGCAGGCACAGCUCAAGGCUCGGCCGGGGAGCGCGCAAACGGCGGAGAUACAAGGCUCCAACGGAGGCGGCACAGGGAAGAUGAGGGGGUCAGGGAUGACGGUGCCGACGAAGAGCGGGCCGAGAGGCGGUCGUCCCACGCGCACCAUCGCCACCGCCGCCACCGCAGCGAGCGCGCCGAGGUCGAGGGCGAAGACGACGAGAUCAGGCGGGCGCGCCAUCGCGAGAAACGCUCGCCGCGCUCCAGCAGCCGCCAUCGCCACCGCAGCCGGCAUGGCGACCGCAGCGAUCGGGGAGAGGAGGCGGAGAGUCGCGGAGAGAGGGAUGCGAGCGGCCAUCGCAGCCACCGUCGCCACCGCCGUCGCAGUGAUGAGGUUGACGGUGGUGACGGCGGCAAGGACAGGCGACCUGUGGACGACGAGGAGCGGCACUCGCAGGCGUACAGCAGCCAUCGAAGAAGCAGCCGCCGUCACCGCCACCACAGCAGCAGCGGCAGCGUCAGCUACCGACACCGCAGCCGCAGCGAGGAGCGUCUGUCCCGUCACCGGAGUCGCCGUCAUCACCACCACCGUAGCCGCCGCCACCACCGGGACCGCCACGGGGAGGACCGGCGCAGUGUUUCAUCGUCGUCUUCCUCGUCUUCCACGACCGCCUCGUCAACUUCUUCUCCUGGCUGCCAAAGCGCAGGGCUGCCUCCGUUGAUGCCUACUAACGCGGAGGCAGUGUUGCCGAUGAUGCUUGAUAACAGUGUAGCACCGCCGGCAGCUGACGAGCUGCGCGCCCUUGCGCUGGACUCUGUGGUGCCGUCUGCUGUGCCGAUGGAGGCACCGGUGGCCCCCUUCUCUGCCGUUGCUGUAGUGGAGGAGCCGCCUGCGGCCUCAGCGAAGGAGCAACAAGCGGCUAAGGAAGACAGCACAGCCGAGCUGUCUGACGUUCUGAGCCAGCGCGUGCCGCUGUUGAUCACCACCUAUCACGCCCUGGGGAUGGCGCUUGGAAUGGUGCAGGGGGAGGCGUCCGCCCUGCCACCGCUGGAACACGUGCGUGUGGCGUUGUUUGUUAAUCUCGAGAGGGUGCUCAUGCCACCGCUGAAGGAGUCUUUCGUCCACUCGUGGUGGCUGUCGUUGGUGAACGCGCUGGAUGUGGAGUGCCAGUUCGUGGUGACAGCCGAUCGCAUGGGCAACGAGGUACGCGGCUUCCUCGAUAGCACCAUCAUACCCGACGCGGGGGAGCGGCUGGUGCGCUUUGAUCAGCGCGACGCGUCGAUAUGGGCCAUGAUGAACGUGCAGGUGUGCGCGGUACCAGUGGAGGUACCGGUGGCCGCUUCGCCACCGAACGGCGGCAGCGAAGGACGCCCUCGCAUAUCCGGCAGCGACAUCGACGCUGCCAAGGUGACUCAUCUCUUCUCCACCAUUGCUGAACACAUAUCGUCCACCGGCUGCCACGCGACACACGAGAGAGGCGUUGCUGCGUUCGAGGCCCACCGUGGUGGGCAGGGUGCGCGUGUAGUGGUCGUCUGCUCUGCUCGCCGCGAGCAGUCACUGGUGGUGACGCAGCUCCAGCGUCUUUUCCACGAUCAGGAGCACGACACCCGCGCUGCGAUGGUGCGGGUGACGGAGAGCGUGGAGCUGUUCCGAGCGUCAGAGGCGGAGGUGCUGGUCCUGACGGAUGCGCAGCUGACAGACCCUCGCGUGCUUCGUGAUGUGCACCAAUGCACGGAAGUAGACCUAAUUGUGCACUUCUCCUUGCCACGCACGGUGAUGACGCAGCUGGAGAAGAAGGAGAUCAUUGACUUGCUGGCGCAACGCGGCCGCGCCAUUCUCGGGAGCUCGAAGCAGUUCUGUGCUCGCCGCUGGUGGCGCGGUACGGCCGCCGCGUCCGCUGCCGGUGGUGGCACUGCCUCGGGUGUGCCGAGCAACGCCGUCAACUUCGUGCCAGCCAAGGUGGAAUGCCAGCUGCUGCUGACGGAGCACAACGUGCACGGACGUGCUGGCUCGUGUGUGAUGGAGGCGCUGCGCGAGGUCAGCGACAGCUGA